Chara braunii is the source of this 3936-nucleotide messenger RNA. NCBI's taxonomy places the organism in Eukaryota, Viridiplantae, Streptophyta, Charophyceae, Charales, Characeae. The record is from the annotation of a GenBank genome assembly.
GACACAGAGAGAGAGAGAGAGAGAGAGAGAGAGAGAGAGAGAGAGAGAGAGAGAGAGAGAGAGAGAGAGAGAGAGAGAGAGAGAUUUGCAGGAUGUCGAGGCUGCAGCGAUCGUUGUUCGAGUUCUUCAACAAGGGGAACGGAGAUCGGGUAGUCGGCGAGAAUGGGCGUGACAACGAGGUGCCGCGCCAGUCGUCAUCAAGCAACGGAGGUGGCAGCGAAGAGAGUUGUCAUUCCACACGGCAUGCGCAGGCAGCAGCUGGGACAGGCAGCAGCGCUCCGUUGGUGGGAGGCACUGUCGACCAAAGGCCGACAUCCGUCCGGUCGGGAAUCGCCGGUCGGCCGCUCAUGGAGCGUUUGCGGGGAGAUGGAAACGGGGUGGGGGUGGGGAAGAACGUUCCAGGACUGCUAGACAGGACUGGAUUCUCGAGCAGCAGCGGCAGACAAUCUAUGUCCGAUUUGCGUGAUGAGAAGUUUGGCUCCCCUUUGCCAAAUUGCCCUCGCAUGGCAGAUGCGACAGCAGGGGGGGCAACUCGAUCAACACCGGCGAAGUUGGCGCUACACGGCGGCGAUCGCGGUCGGGAUCGCGGUGGCGAUGACGUGGCGCCAUUACAGAGAUUGCCGGCCCUCUCGUCGCCCCGAUCAGUAUCUCGAAAUGUGUCUACUACGAACUCGAGCGCUUCCCAAGGGCGUCUGGAGAAUAGACAGGAAGAGCGGGGGACGUGGGAGGAGGGAGAGGGAUGGGAUAGCUCAGAGUCCAAGGGAGGAAAGAGGAGCCGUGCGAAGUUUCGCGUUCCCUACGCUGACGGAGAAGCAAGAGGAGGUGGUCUUGGAAGAGCACCCAGUGCGCCUCCCUUGUCGCCGCCUUCGAAGCUUCUGCAUCCCUCCGCACCAGGUCCACUGGUCACCGGCGCCCGCAGCAGCGCCAUGACGGGUGCUGAUGCGGGUAUCUUGGCGGACAGGGCGUGUAAUAGCUUGGGGAUUGCUCAUGCAUUUGCCUCUGAGGGAGAGGGGAGAGCAAAUCUUAGCAGUCUGAAGAAGAGGACCACGCCGUUUGGUAGUGGGAUCGGGAUUCUGCCUCCGGAUGCCAAGCGGUCGAGAGGGGAAAGUGUGAUCAUAACGAAUGCGGUGAGUUGUGCAGAGGAUACCUGCUGCCUUUCGGUUGAGGGUCAUCAAGAUGCUCGUGGAUAUGGAGGGCAAGAGAGAGAUGGGGAUCACACAUAUGGAGGCCAAGAGAGAGAUGGGAAUCACAGCUAUGGAGGGCAAGAAAGAGAAGGGGAUUACAAUUGCGUUUCCGCGGUCAGGGGAGCUGUGGAACGUGGGGAUUACAAUCGCGUUUCCGCGGUCAGGGGAUCUGUGGACCGCACAGGGCGGGAAUCGUCAACGGGCGGAAGAGGGGGCAUGAGUUGCUCUAGAGCUGGCGAAGACUGCGCAAGAGGAGGUGGUGGAGUGUUGGGAGGCGGAGGAGGAAGAGGAGGAGGAAGAGGAGGACGAGGAGGAGGAAUAGGAGGAGGAAGAGGAGGGGGAAGAGGAGGGGGAAGAGGAGGGGGAAGAGGAGGAGGUCAGGAGAAAGGAGAGUGGAAACGAAAAGAAAAUAAUGAUUGGAGGGAAGACGACAUGGCACUUGGAGACGAUCGAAAUGAAGCCGCCAUAGGAAGCGGUGGAGUGUUGGGAGGGGGAAGAGGAGGAAAACGAAAAGAAUAUCAUGAUUGGAGGGAAGAUAACAUGUCACUUGGAGACGAUCGAGAUGAAGCAGAAGAGCGUCUUGCAAACAGAAGGAGAAGGAUCUCCUUCAGUCAUGCCGAUGCUACUUUCGAUCCACUUUCCAAACCUGGUUGGCAUUGUGCUUCACAGGUUUUUGCUUCCCAGGGGUUAGUGGAUGGGUGCCAUGUUGCCCUUCUCAAGAGAAGUGGAAAUAGCAAUGGCCCCGUGUCAGCGGAAAGGUUGGCAGCUAUGGCAGAAAAGAGGAAGAAGUUCUGGGAUGCUGGCGAUCCGAGCGAGAAACCAAUGGACGAAGUAAGGAAGAGGUUUCAAUUCUUAGACCCGAAGGAGAUGAGGGACGCCAAGGGAAGAAAACCCAGUGAACCCUUUUAUAAUCGCAGAACGCUCACUAUUCCCCCUGACUUGUUGCGAAAUAUGUCCAAGUCCCAGCGGCAGUAUUGGGAAAUCAAGAACCAGUUGGCAAAAGAGGCCAACAUCAAUAUGCACAACUUCCUUUCGCUUAGCAAGGUGACCCUAGACCUGGAAGCAAAGAUAGGGCAUGGACAGGCACCCACUACGGAAGGGAGAAAGAAGACAUUGCCUCCCAACUGGAAGGCGAAGGGUCGCUUAAUGUUUGUCGACAAUGAUGGUUCAACCAUCGAGUUGGACGGCAAUCUCCAGGAGGGAGUAGGUGCAAAGGCAGGUGGCGAUACUUCAGAGGGUGGAGUCGACAAAGGGACCGGUAGACGCCCUAGGGGAUCCUGGUCGAAGAGUCAAACAGACCCCAAUGCUCCUCCAUGGGAGAAAGCGGGUCUAUCUGAGGACGUGUGGAGAGAUCGGUGGGCACGGCAAGCUUGUAUCAAGUGUGGCCAAUAUGGUCAUAGCAUGUACAAGUGUCGUAAUAGGAAGGUCACCGAGAAGAUCCCGCCCACUAUGGGGUCGACGCACGCUAUGAAUCGGAUAUUCCAUGACUACUUGGAUAAGUUUGUCAUCGUGUACCUCGAUGACAUACUUAUUUUCAGUAAGACUGUCGAGGAACAUGUGGCACAUUUGGACAGAGUCCUCGGCCUCCUGCGACAACACAAGUUCAAGAUCAAUGGGGAGAAGUGCGAGUUUGGCCGCACCUGUGUCUUGUACUUGGGUCAUGAGAUUUCUGCGGAGGGAUUGAAGCACGAUGACGCGAAGGUGGCCAGCAUUCGUGAUUGGCCACUUCCUCAGUCUGUGACUGAGAUGAGAUCUUUCUUAGGAAUGACAGGCUGCUAUAGGACUUUCGUUAAGAACUACAGCAUAGUGGCCGCCCCUUUGACUGAUCUGACCCGCCUUGAYACCCCUUGGGAGUGGACAGAUAAGUGCGAGGCUGCUUUCAGACAUYUAAAGCAUGCACUGACGCACUAUGAAGUCUUGAAACUUCCUGAUCCUGACAAGCCGUUUAUAGUCACAACGGAUGCCAGCCAAUAUGGCAUUGGCGCCGUGCUUGCGCAGCAGGAGGGGCCAAAGUUGAGGCCAGUAGAGUACAUGUCCAAGAAAAUGCCGUCUCAUAAGUUGGCUAAGUCCACUUAUGAGAAGGAACUCUAUGCGGUGUACAAGGCUCUCACCCAUUGGAGACACUAUCUCCUUGGGCGGUUCUUCAUCCUCCGGACUGAUCAUCAGACCGUGAGAUGGAUGAGAACACAACCGGUACUCUCUGAUGCUCUCAAGCGUUGGAUCGAAGUUAUUGAGCAAUAUGACUUUGACCCUCAGUAUCUCAAAGGGGAGUACAACAAGGUUGUUGAUGCCUUGUCGCGCAGACCGGACUUCUCAGGUGCGCUGAUUACUGAGUUCGAUCUGACGGACGAUGUUACUCAGUCUUUGGUGGAAGCCUAUUGUCAGGACCAGUUUAUGUUUGAGAUUAUACGCAGACUUGAGGCGAAGGAUAAGAAGACCUCCGCCGAGUUUGAGUUGGUCAAUGGAUUGCUGUUCCUAGAGAAGGCAGGGAAUAAACGCUUGUGUGUCCCAAAUAGCGAGUCUUUGCGUAGUUUGUUUUUAGGUGAGUGUCAUGAUGCCACCGGCCAUUUGGCCCACGAUGAUGAAAGAUGCACAGCUGUACGUGGAAACUUGUCAAGUAUGCCAAAGAGACAAGCCCCGUACUCAGGCUCCUCUUGGGCUGCUCAAGCCCCUUCCGAUUUCGGAAAGGCCGGGUGAAAGUUUGUCCAUGGACUUCAUGGAUACGCUGGUCACCAGCAAGAGUGGGAUGAGA